ACAAGAUGCUUAUGGCUGCACCAGAGUCUAGCACGGUGAUUACAGGAGCCUCUCUUUCAUUGAAGUCUUGCAAAGGGGCUACUAAGGCUUCUGGUACUGGUUGCAAAGGAGCGUCAUUCUUUGGGCCUUUGGGUGGAGUAUGGUUGAUGACAGGCCACAGAGGUCUAGAUAGGAUUCAGGUGGGCUGGUUGGUUGGGUUAUUUUGGUGGGUUGACCCUGAUUUUGGCUUUGAUUUUAAGUUUUCUCCAACAUACAAUAGCGUGAGAUCAGGUCUUGGAGGAGCAGUUUCCAUAGUCAAG
Messenger RNA from Racocetra persica, 299 nucleotides. NCBI's taxonomy places the organism in Eukaryota, Fungi, Glomeromycota, Glomeromycetes, Diversisporales, Gigasporaceae. The record is from the annotation of a GenBank genome assembly.